Molecule: messenger RNA, 864 nt
Organism: Fulvia fulva
Lineage: Eukaryota; Fungi; Ascomycota; Dothideomycetes; Mycosphaerellales; Mycosphaerellaceae
Product: putative enoyl-CoA hydratase, mitochondrial
Exons: 2
Coding region: 1-864 (287 amino acids)
Biological process (GO): fatty acid beta-oxidation
Cellular component (GO): mitochondrion
Molecular function (GO): enoyl-CoA hydratase activity
Source: RefSeq, a predicted model, not a curated record
AUGUUGGCAGCACGACUAAGGCCAGCAGCCACGCAAUUCGGCAAAUUCAUCGUGCCCUUGCGAGCACGUUACAGCACAGAACAGAGCUAUGAACACAUAAAAGUGUCAAGCCCUCGACCAGGCGUCGGUCUGGUCGAAAUUAACCGCCCCAAAGCCCUCAACGCCCUUUUUACCCCGCUUAUCCUCGAACUCAACUCCGCCAUGAAAGCCUUCGACAAGGACUCCACCAUUGGCGCCAUGGUCCUGACUGGCUCCCACAAGGCCUUCGCAGCUGGCGCGGAUAUCAAGGAGAUGUCAACAAAAGACUUCGCGGAUGCGUAUGGUGACGACUUCAUCGAGUCCUGGUCGGAUCUGCCCAACACGAUCAAGAAGCCUGUCAUUAGUGCCGUGAAUGGCCAUGCCCUUGGAGGAGGCUGUGAGCUCGCCAUGAUGUGCGACGUCUUAUACUGCUCCGAGAAAGCGAACUUCGGACAGCCAGAGAUUAAGCUCGGAGUAAUCCCCGGUGCAGGUGGAUCGCAGCGAUUGACGAAGGCGAUAGGGAAGAGCAGGGCUAUGGAGCUGAUUUUGACGGGAAAGAACUUCUCAGGACGGGACGCGUUCGACUGGGGACUGGCCGCAAGGGUCUUCAGCACGCCAGAGGAAUGUGUCGAUGGUGCGUUGGAUACUGCUGAGGCUAUUGCUGGCUACAGUAGGAUCGCAGUGAAGGCUGCGAAAGAAGUUGUGAAUAAGAGCCAGGAUUUAGGGAUUAGAGAGGGUGUGGAGUUUGAGAGGAGGGUGUUCCACGGCCUGUUUGGAAGUGAGGAUCAAAAGAUCGGCAUGAAGGCUUUCGCGGAGAAGAAGAAGGCGGAGUGGAAGCAUAGGUGA